CACACGUGAACACGUCAUGCAGACGCACGUGCACUGUGCAUAGUUUUUGCAGUACUCCUUCUCGUGUCCAGAAAGAGGUUAUUUUUUCUUAUUUUAAAUACUCAAAAAGGGAUCUUUGCAAACAAUGUGCUUAUUGAUAUUUUCCAUCGGAUUUCAACUUUCCUCCCGUGCUCGUUUUUUUUUAUGACAGUCCGUUUUAGGUUAAUUUUUUUCAAAAUUUGAGUUGUGCGGUGCUUAACUGGUUUUUUUUAAGAGAAUAUUUGUAUGGAUUAUAUAAACCAAAGACAUGUUUCGGGAAGAUACAAAACCUGCAAACGAAUCGCAUGCGAGGAAUAUAUUCCUUUCGUCUUUGAUCUCUGGAGCAUUCGCAGGAACGAUAUGUGAUCUAGUAUUUUUUCCGAUCGAUACUUUAAAAACCAGAUUACAAAGUCAGCAUGGAUUUAUGAAAUCCGGGGGUUUCAAACGCCUUUAUCAGGGAAUUUUACCUGUAAUGAUAGGAUCUGCGCCUGCAGCUUCACUGUUUUUCGUAACUUAUGAGGGUAUAAAGGAAUUUCUUCAGCCAAAUGUACCUUUCCAUUAUCAUUGGAUGGUACACAUGGGGGCUGCCGCCACUGGUGAAAUGGUUGCAUGUUUAAUUCGAGUACCUGUGGAAGUAAUUAAACAAAGAAAGCAAGCAUUGUUGGGAGACACGAUAAGUUCCUUAGGUUUGAAAACGUUGUACCGAGGAUAUGGUAGCACAGUUCUUCGAGAUAUGCCGUUUGGUUUUACACAAAUGCCUCUAUGGGAAUAUUUUAAAUUUCGAUAUAGACAACACGUCCAUAGAGAAUGUACUCCCUUGGAAGGAGCUGCAUGCGGGGCAGCCUCAGUUGCAAUUUCUGCUUCCAUCACGACACCAUUGGACGUUACAAAAACAAGAAUAAUGUUAGCUAGCACGUCUGCUGGUAAAGAUGAAGUUAAAAUUGUCUCCAUGUUCCGUCAAAUCUACCGGGAAAAUGGAGUUCGGGGUCUGUUUGCGGGAUUCUAUCCGAGAGUUUGUGGCUUCACAGUAGGAGGGCUAUUAUUUUUCGGAAUAUAUGAACAAGCUAAGAAAACUUGCCAAACAAUAUUCCCAUACACGUCUUCGACUCGAUGCUGAGAAUUAUCUAGUAAUAACUAAUGAUAGAAUCAAGAGCUAAGAGUGACUUAGGGUCUGCUGGAAUUAUUUAAUUAUGUUUUGUACUAAUUAACCUGAUUCAAGACAAAACUCUCGACUCAGUUCUUUGCAGGUGACUUUGGAAGGCUGCUGCAGUUUUGAGGGAAUUCUGACUGUGAUAUAAAGCUUUUCACGAAUCAAGAAAAGACAAACUUACAUUUUCAUUAAAUAUUUAUUGAACAAAAUAUUCCAAUGUCAGAUACUUUCUCUUAUAUAUCUAAUAACGGUCGAUCAAUAAACGGUGUAAAAUAGAAAUGGUACGUGUAAUAUUUGUCAGUAACUUAUUUUAAACUUCAUUUAUACGGCGGAACCCUAGGGGGCACAGGGGGCAAUGUCCCCCUCAGAUAUCGCCCAGGGAGAAGCAAAGUAUUAAUUUUUCCUCCUUCUGAAAUCUGAUGAUGAAAUUCAUCAGAUCGAUUGCAUUUUUCCAAAAAUCUACAUUAAAUCUUUGUGGAAUAAUUGAUGUCGUUGUAAAAUAUUCUUUAUCUAUCUGAAAUAUUUAACACAUAUUUUAAAUCUUUGA
Belonocnema kinseyi is the source of this 1715-nucleotide messenger RNA. RefSeq names its product S-adenosylmethionine mitochondrial carrier protein-like. The transcript is spliced from 7 exons. Lineage: Eukaryota; Metazoa; Arthropoda; Insecta; Hymenoptera; Cynipidae. Gene Ontology annotation, cellular component: mitochondrial inner membrane. Gene Ontology annotation, molecular function: S-adenosyl-L-methionine transmembrane transporter activity. The coding region runs from base 287 to 1135 and encodes 282 amino acids. The record is from RefSeq and is a predicted model, not a curated record.